UAUUCCUUCUCUCAUUCUUCUUUCUUUAUUUUCUCUUUUCUUUCCAAAAUGAACAAUCCAAUGCUAAAACCCCCAACAACACCUUACCAUCAUCCCCAACAUCUCAUCCCCCAAAUCAAAACCUGCAAAAACCUCAAACAAUUGAAGCAACUUCACGCCAUUUUCAUCAAAACAAACAAAACAAAUGACCCAACAGUAUCAACAGAGCUUCUCAAACUCUCAGCAACCUCAGAUUUUCGUGACCCAGUUUAUGCACUCUCUCUGUUCGACCAAAUGUCCCAACCAAAUGUAUUUGCUUGGAAUACUGUCAUAAGGGCACUUGCUGAUAGCAGUAGUAAUGCUGAUGAUGCAUUGUUGAUGUUUUGUAGAAUGUUGUCUGAUGGAGCUGUGGAGCCUAAUGGAUUCACUUUUCCUUCUGUUUUGAAGGCUUGUUGGGCUGUUGCUGGGUUGGGAGAAGGGAAACAGGUUCAUGGGUUGGUUGUUAAGUUGGGGUUUGUUGAGGAUGAGUUUGUUGUUAGUAAUUUGCUUAGGAUGUAUGUCAUGUGCGGGAGUAGUGAGGAUGCUAGUGUUUUGUUUCAUAGGAAUGUUGAUGGAAAUGGAAUGGUAGUGAGAGGAAAAAGGAGGCAAGAGGGUAAUGUUGUUCUGUGUAAUGUUAUGAUUGAUGGGUAUGUGAAAAUUGGGAAAAUUGAUGCUGCUAGGGAGUUGUUUGACAAAAUGGUUGAAAGAAGUGUGGUUUCUUGGAAUGCGAUGAUUUCUGGGUAUGCUCAAAAUGGGUUGUUUAUGGAGGCGGUUGAUUUGUUUCAUAGGAUGAUGGAGAUAGGAGAUGUGUUGCCAAAUCGGGUGACUUUGGUUAGUGUGUUGCCUGCAAUUUCGCGGCUUGGAGCACUUGAGUUGGGGAAAUGGGUGCAUUCGUAUGCUGAGAGGAAUGGUGUUCGGAUUGAUGAGGUUCUUGGUUCUGCUCUUGUUGAUAUGUAUGCUAAAUGUGGGAGUAUUGAGAAGGCUAUUCAGGUCUUUGAGAGGUUGUCGAAAACUAAUGUAAUAGCUUGGAAUGCUAUUAUUGGUGGUCUUGCAAUGCAUGGUAAGGCCAACGAUGUGUUGGAUUGUUUUUCGAGGAUGAAGAGAAGUGGAGUAUCACCUAGUGAUGUUACUUACAUAGCAAUCUUGAGUGCUUGUAGCCAUGCUGGUUUAGUCGAAAAGGGGAGAUCGAUUUUCAAUGACAUGGUUAAUAGAGUUGGAUUAGAGCCUAGAAUAGAACACUACGGAUGCAUGGUUGACCUCCUCGGACGUGCUGGUUAUCUAGAAGAAGCCGAGGAGCUUAUAACGAAUAUGCCAAUAAGACCCGAUGAUGUCAUAUGGAAGGCCUUGCUUGGUGCUUGUAAGAUGCAUAAAAACGUCAAAAUUGGUAGACGUGCGGCCGAGGUUUUAAUGAAACUUGCUCCUCAUGAUAGCGGGGCAUACGUAGCUCUCUCGAACUUGUACGCCUCAUCAGGAAAUUGGGAUGGGGUGGCAGAGGUGAGGUUGAUGAUGAAGGAGUUGGAUAUCAGAAAAGACCCUGGAUGUAGUUGGAUUGAAAUCGAUGGUGUUAUACACGAGUUUCUUGUUGAGGAUGAUUCUCAUCCUAGAGCCAAAGAAAUACACUCAAUGUUGAAGGAAAUUUCAAACAAGUUGAGCUUGGUAGGUCAUGUGCAAGAUACUACACAAGUGUUGCUUAAGAUGGAUGAGAAACAUAAAGAGAGUUUGUUGCACUACCACAGUGAGAAGAUUGCAGUUGCAUUUGGGUUAAUUAGUACAUCACCAAAGACAACACUUCAGAUUGUCAAAAACUUGAGAAUCUGUGAAGACUGUCAUUCAUCAAUGAAAUUAAUCUCGAAAGUUUAUGAGCGUAGGAUAAUAAUUAGAGAUAGGAAACGCUUUCACCAUUUUGAUAAUGGUUUAUGUUCUUGUAUGGACUAUUGGUAGCUUAGCACUCUGUCAAUGAAUGUAGAGCCUGUGUAUUUAUUCAUUUGUACAGGUAAAACAUUUGAGAUAAGUGAUCAAUAAAGUGUUCUUUCCGGUUCAUAAAGUAUAUGAAUAAGUGAUCAAUAGCAUGGAACCAUUACAUGCAAAUCCAUCACCAAUGUGUCGAUGUCAAAGUGUUUGAAAAAACUGUAGAAUUAACAAAUUUCAAGAAUGCUUGGGACAUUGUUGGGAAAAGCUAUAGAGGUGAUGUUAAGGUAAAAAAAGUGAAGCUUUAGACUUUGAGGAAACAGUGAGAGAUGAUGUAGAUGAGAUUGGUGAGAAGUUAGAUGACUACUUCACAAGGUUUGUGACUAACCAAUCAAAUGAAGAACAAUGGAGAUUCCAUGACAUAUUAUGUGGUAAUUGAGGUGUUGAGAACACUAACCAUAAAAUUUUAUCAUAUCAAAAUAAUCGGGUGAAAUCAAGAUUGAAGAUAUGCGGAGCACACAUGAAACCUAUUGAAAGAAACAAUGGUAAAGAAGAAGAUUAAAUUUUUCUUCCUCAAUUCAAGAAGAGAGAAGUUAGUAAGAAGAAGUGGAAAAAAAUAAGGAACAAAACCAUUGAAAAGGAAAGUCCAAACAUGAAGAGAAAGCUUAUUCCUCUGAUAGAAAAGGAUGAGGGAAUGAUAAAAAUCAUUACAAAAAUAACCUUUUGACAAGAAUAAGGUUCAAUGUUACAAUUAUGAAAAUUUUAUUCACUGUGUUGAUGAAUGUUAGCGUAGAAAGGGAAAGAAGUCUUAAAAGGUUAAGAAGAAGUAAAAGGGGCAUAAAAGACUCUAGUUCUAACUCUGAACUAUUGAUUCUGAUGGUGACAACAACUGAAUAUGCAAUGGAUUCUAUGACUUGGUAUCUUGACACAAGAUGCUCAAUAAGUGUGGAAACAAUAAGUCAUUCAUUGAAUUUGAUCAUAAAAAAAGUGUGGAACUAUGUGUUGGCAUUUUACUCAAAAAAUGAUUAAAGUUAAGCAAGACAUGCAUAAAUCUGUCAAAAUCAUGGUUUUGAUGAUGACAAAUCAUGAAGAUGUAACAUGACCUUGAUGACAACUCAUGAAGAUGUAACUUGAAUUUGAUGAAAACAAAUCAUAAAGACAAGCAAAUUCUAAAACUGUUUUAAGCGGUCAAAGAUGCACAAGAUAGUUUGAUCAAGCACUUUCUCCAAAUAAAGUCGAAGAGUUAGGAUUCAAUGACCACCGUGAUAUCCCCUGAUGAUGACGCUCGACUUGAAGAUAUCUCAAACCUCAUCUUCAAAAAAAUUCAAGUGAAAUGCUUAUGUGAUUGGUGUAUUCAACAAAACACUUGAAGUUUUUGACUGUCGAAGAAAGAGUGUUAAAGCUCGUCUGAUCGUGUUUGAGUAAUUAGUGUUUUGUAAAAA
Messenger RNA from Vicia villosa (hairy vetch), 3368 nucleotides. Its product is annotated as pentatricopeptide repeat-containing protein At5g48910-like. Gene Ontology annotation, biological process: RNA modification. The transcript has a single exon. The coding region runs from base 49 to 1959 and encodes 636 amino acids. Gene Ontology annotation, molecular function: zinc ion binding; RNA binding; protein binding. Lineage: Eukaryota; Viridiplantae; Streptophyta; Magnoliopsida; Fabales; Fabaceae. The record is from RefSeq and is a predicted model, not a curated record.